This is a messenger RNA of Aspergillus calidoustus, 893 nucleotides long. NCBI's taxonomy places the organism in Eukaryota, Fungi, Ascomycota, Eurotiomycetes, Eurotiales, Aspergillaceae. The record is from the annotation of a GenBank genome assembly.
CCGCGGCACGACCCUUGUGGGAUGGAAGCGAUGAAAAUAGGGCGCCUUAGAUCUACUCUAAUUCAAGUCCGCCCCACCUCCCACUGUUGUCGCUCAGCCAUGCGGAGCGCACUGCCUACCUGAAUACAUGUGCUGCGGGUAUAAAUACCAACGGAAUACCUUUCGAUCAUUCUUUUCACUGCUCAAACAACGCGCAAGGAAAAUAAAAGCCUUUACAGGGCCCUCGACUCUUCGUUCUUGAAUCAUCCAACCAACCAACCCACCACAAUGUUUCUCGUCUCCAUCCUCCUCAUCUCCAUGACCGCAACCGCCCUCCCAGUUCCCCAAACACAACCAACAAAGCCACUUCUCCCAGCAGACUGGGGUAUCGAUGUCGACGACAUCAACAUCAUCACCGGUGGCAACCCCGGCGCCCAAACAGUCGGCCAGAACUGCUCCGGCGAUAGCUUUACACUAUGCCAUGAACUCUGCCAUGUGGUCCAGCAGCAAAACGGCCCCGCGCAGUAUGCGGACUGCAUGAACCAGUGCGUCGUUUCAAAUGCCGCUGCUGCGGAGGAAUGUCAGGCUGCGGGGAUUGCGGAGAUGAUUGGGGACCCGAGUGGGCCGACGACGGGGUCAGGGCCUAGCACCUCUGCUUCGCCAUGAAGAGUUUGAUCAGUUUAUGAUAGCGUGGGGGAGGAGGGUAGUCGCUGGGAGAUAGAUGUGCGAGAAGGGACUGUGAGGUUUCGGUCUAUCAGAACACAUUGAAGGCUUAUUUUCUUUUUGGGUCAGUGGAAGAAUCUUCGUUUUGUUAAAUGAGCGGUAGCUAGUUUCCCGAUUCGUAGAUUAGAAAAAUUCACAUAUACAAUGUGAGUGGGUAUAUGCGCUUUGAUCGAUACAAUAUGCGAGUGGGC